This is a messenger RNA of Pungitius pungitius (ninespine stickleback), 4215 nucleotides long. It is a transcript of the gene dgkab, whose product is annotated as diacylglycerol kinase, alpha b. Gene Ontology annotation, biological process: diacylglycerol metabolic process; intracellular signal transduction; lipid phosphorylation. NCBI's taxonomy places the organism in Eukaryota, Metazoa, Chordata, Actinopteri, Perciformes, Gasterosteidae. Bases 560 to 2725 code for a protein of 721 amino acids. The transcript is spliced from 24 exons. Gene Ontology annotation, molecular function: calcium ion binding; ATP-dependent diacylglycerol kinase activity. The record is from RefSeq and is a predicted model, not a curated record. Gene Ontology annotation, cellular component: plasma membrane.
GCCAACUUUCUCCAUCUUGAGCUUGUGGAAUUGUAUCUUAAUCAAUCAGUUUGAUUUGGUGUCCGAUCUGUUCAUCUAAUUUCAUAUCAAAUAAUUUUUUAAAACCCAGUUUCGAAUCUUUUUUUCUGUCAAAAGCUUCUGUGAGGAAGUUUAAGACUCCACAUAAUAUAAUAUGUUCAUCUAUAUCUGCUCAUUCACUCUGUUGACCAGAGAGCCCGAAGCCAAUUUUGAGGCCUAAAGCCGCCGUAUUUAGAAAUGUUUUUGACUCGCGGGCGGUUUUACAGUAAAUCAAACAAGUGCACGUGCGUGUGCGUGGCUAUUGCUUUUUGUGCGACUGCGUGCACGCGCGAGGCGCUGCCACUGACAGUCAUUAUGCCACUAAAAGCUCCUCCUGCACUCAUUUCCUAAUCCCUUAUCUCCGCUAAUACCGCAACUGACAUUUACCCACGAGCACCAGCUGCCGUCGACCAUCGCAACUAAAGUUCCGCGUUGAGCAGGUCGCGUUUGGGGACGCUUUUCGCUGUUUUGGUCUGAGGAGACGAGCAGUGAGCUGCUCGCCAUGGCCUCCUCCGAGGAUGCAGAAGGCUCUCUGACUGCUGUGGAUUUCAUCCAGCUGCAGCACUACAUGGAAUACAGCAGUCAGAGGGUGAAAGAUGUGAUUAAGGAGUUUCAACCUGGUGGUCGGCUGGCCCAGCACAGCUUUAGAGAGCGCGUGGAUGCAGUGGGUUUCUGUCUCUUUCUCAAGACCUACCUAGAAGUAGAGGACCUCCCUGCAGACUUCUGCCAACGUCUUUUUCACUAUUUCCAACAUGUGGAGCGUGAUCAUUCCGGCAAGAGCCCUCCGCCUGAAGGAGGUGGUGUCUUUCUUCAUGAUGUUUCCUGUUACUUCUCUGUGCUGGAGGAAGGACAGCCACGUGAAAAGCUUGAAUUUACCUUCAAACUUUAUGAUAAAGACUGCAACCAACUCCUGGACAGCUCUGAGGUGGAUCGUAUAAUCACCCAGAUGAUGCGAGCUGCUGAUUACCUCGGGUGGGACGUGACUGAACUCAGACCAGUGCUCAAAGACAUGAUGACAGCGAUCGAUGUGGAUGGCAGCGGCACCGUCACUCUGGACGAAUGGGUGAAGGGAGGCAUGAACAACGUGCCUUUGCUGGUUCUGCUUGGACUGAAGAUGACCGAGCGAGAUGGACAGCAUAUCUGGAGGAUGAAGCACUUCAACAAACCGACAUACUGCAGCGUGUGUCACAGCAUGCUGCUCGGCGUCGGGAAGCAGGGACUCUGCUGCACCUUUUGCAAGUACACGGUCCACAGUCGUUGUGCCAACAAGAAUCCUGAACCCUGCGCCCGGACCUUCGUCAGAUCUAAGAAGGAGAUUGGUGUAGCAGCCCACGACUGGAUCAAAGCGGACUGUAAGUCCACGAGGUGUCAGGUCUGCCACAAGAAAAUCAAGACUCUAGCUGGGAGACGCUGUGUGUGGUGCCAGGAGAUGCGCCACGAUGAGUGUAUUUUCUUGGGCUUUUCGUCCUGCGAUUGCGGACCACUGAGAGGUCAUAUACUGCCUCCAUGGGCCAUACACGCCGUCCCAAAGGAGGACGACACCAGCUUGAUAAAUGUCACCCCUGAUGGCCACAUCCUGCAGAUUGUGUCGAUUCCAAACAUUCACCCACUGCUGGUGUUUGUGAACCCAAAAAGUGGAGGAAAGCAAGGUUUUCGAGUCCUGAGGAAGUUUCAGUACCUGCUGAACCCACGUCAGGUGUACAACCUUUCCAACGGAGGUCCUUCUCCAGGACUACACUUCUUCCGCAAUCUGCGCGAGUUCAGAAUCUUGGUGUGUGGAGGAGACGGCACCGUCGGGUGGCUCCUGGAUGCUAUAGACAAAGAAAACCUGCAAGUGCGUCCUCCAAUAGCUGUCCUGCCUCUGGGCACCGGGAAUGACCUGGCUCGCUGUCUGCGCUGGGGAGGAGGCUAUGACGGGUCAGACUUGAGAGAGAUCCUGAAGGAGAUCGAAGCUAGCGAGUUGGUUCCCAUGGACCGCUGGAGCAUCCAGGUGAUACCAGACGAUCCACUGGAGGCUGGAGACUCCGUGCCCUAUGAGAUCAUUAACAACUACUUCUCUGUUGGAGUGGACGCCUCUAUUGCUCAUCGUUUCCACUCCAUGAGAGAGAAACACCCCCAGAGGUUCAACAGCAGGAGGAAGAACAAACUAUUGUAUUUAGAGUUUGCCACCUCUGAGACCAUCUCUGCAUCUUGCAAGAGGCUGAAGGAGUGCCUCACAAUUGAGUGCGGUGGAAAGUCUGUUGACAUGAGCAGCAUGUCUCUUGAGGGCAUAGCUGUCCUCAACAUACCCAGCAUGCAUGGAGGCUCCAACCUUUGGGGCGAGUCCAAGAAGCCUAAUGGCGGGCCAGAAGUGGAGCACGGUGAUAUUAUCACUGACCCUGAACUUCUUAAAACAAUUUCUCAAGAUAUAAGUGACAAGCUCUUGGAGGUGGUGGGGCUGGAAGGAGUCAUAGAGAUGGGACAAAUCUACACUGGCCUCAAGAGUGCUGGGCAUAGACUAGCUCAGACCUCUCAAAUUACCAUCAGGACAAUCAAAGCCCUCCCUAUGCAAAUAGAUGGGGAGCCCUGGAUGCAGCCCCCAUGUACAAUCCACAUAAGUCACAAGAACCAAGCUAACAUGCUGAUGGCUGCACCACCAAAAUCAACCGGCUUCUUUCACCACAAGUAGAUUGGCACAUCCACAGCAGCCCCCCCCAGUCUGCUGACAGGAAACCUCCACCCCUGCAAUGAUGCAGGAUGAAAGAGACGUCUGUCUCUUACUUUGUAACAGUGUGGUUCUUCGGUAAUAGUUUGUGUUUUGGACUUAAUCCCUGAUAUUAUUGUGCAAAUUUGACAACUCAGUCUAACUAUUGCUAUUGUGUGCCAACUUUAAAUAUAAUGCAUUCAUUUUUGAGUUCUGGUUAUCAGUCAUGGGGUGUGUGUGCGUGUGUGUGUGAAUAAUGAAUACAUUGUCUUUUUUAGUAAUUGUGUUGUGCUCCAUUACAUUAAUAGUUUCAUCUGUACUGUCUAAGGCAGGUGAUGAACCAGCUUUGUUCAGCCCUCAGAAGUUCAUAUCAACGCACCUUUUCUCUCGCAUUGUGAAACCAACUGAAAGCUAAAUGUAUGCAGUCGCACAAUACACAAUACACUGACACCUUCAAAAAUGUAAUCAAAAAUGACAUAGUCCAUUGAAUAAUAUAUUAUGUGACUAGAAAAAUGUUGUUUAAUGUAUGUGUCUUUCAGGUGUCUGGUUCUUUGAGUUUAGUGUGUACAUUGGUGCAUACAGUGGUAGUAGUACAUGUGUAUCAUGCCUAUCAUCUUGUCUUAAUGUUAGAAUGUGUAGCUGUCAACUGUAUAUGUCUCUUGACAAUGUUGCAUACUUGGUUUCAGUGACGCUCAUACAGCAUCACACUGACAGCAUUUAUUGAAUUGUUCACAGAAAUAAUUACAAUCUGUUGCUCCACCACAAGUCUCUUUUUAAUAUACUGUUCAACUUAUUUAUAAAUAGAGAGAUUGCACUGCAUGUCACAGCGGAAUAUGAAGCUUUCACACAGACUUGAUAGACUUGUACCAUAUUGGGUAAAAUAAUUCAUUUGGAAUAUCUACAUGGUCAUACAAAUCCUAAUUCUUAAUAGCGUGCUAUUUCAACUGCUUUCAAAGUAGAAAACCCCCCGAAAUGUUCUGGUAACAACGUCUUAGCCACAGUGUAAACUGUUCGCUUAUCUGCCAUAAAUACAGUUCAGAAUGGUGCUUUUCAAUGCUGGUAUUGACUGGUGCAAUUUAAAGUAUCAGGCUAUAGGUUUCCAAAGUAUUCUGCAUGUCACCCACCUAUUGAAAUUCUAAAUCUAAGUUGCUUAUAUCUCUUUAAAUCCAAAGCAGUGAGGCAGACUUUGUAUCAAUGUGGGAGGAAAGCAGGAGGCCUAAUCCAAUAGUGGCAACAGAAGACGUGAGGUUCAGUGUAGAUGGCAUGUGUGCCUUUGUGACACAAACACUUGAACUCUUUUAAGAAGGCAUCACACAAACUGAAGGGAAGAGCAGAGAGAGGAGUGGGAGGAAAUGAAAGAUCAAACAAAUACAUUUUCAUACAGAAAAUCCAAAUGCAAAUCUUAAAAAGUAUGUGAGACAAUCUUAGAUGUGAUAUCGAUUUUUAUUUAUUAGAGUGGAAAAAAUAAACUAGUA